UCGCGUUAAUGACAGCUUAUGACCCGCCGCCAUUUUGUUGGAGACCAAAUGUCAUACACACCCGUUAAAACCUGUGGAGACAAAACUGAAGGGUGAAAGAGCAGCCUCUAUCGUAAUUUUUUACCAUUAGGUCAUCAAUGUGCAGCUUCCCAGGUGCUGAGCUUUGUAUACUUUCCUUCCCUUCAGCAAUUGCGGCACUGACAGCCGGCCCUGGUGUAGCUGUGCACUACAAAUCCCAGCACAGACAGUCCCUGGCAUGUAACCUACACACAGCACAAGCCUCCAUCUACAUCCAGCAAAGCACAAACCCCACUGGAAGCACACAAACAGCAAUAUCAGGGUCGCUCAACGUAUAGCACAAUAGAGGGAGACAUGUAUUACUGCAAUGGGGACAACUGCAACCAGACGGACAACGCCAAGGAGAAAGGACACCCAAGAAACCUGAUCCCGGAGUUGUGCAGACAGUUCUAUAACCUGGGAUGGGUUACAGGAACCGGAGGGGGUGUCAGCAUUAAAUUUGAGGAUGAAAUAUACAUUGCACCAUCUGGAGUCCAGAAAGAAAGGAUUCAGCCCGACGACCUGUUCAUAUGCGAUAUCGACGAGCGUGACAUCAGUUGCCCCCCACCUUACAAGAACCUGAAGAAAAGUCAGUGCACCCCUCUGUUUAUGAACGCCUACACCAUGAGAGGCGCUGGAGCUGUGAUCCACACCCACUCGAAGGCCGCGGUCUUGACCACGCUGCUAUAUCCAGGGAAGGAAUUCCGGAUCACACACCAGGAAAUGAUUAAAGGAAUUAAGAAAUGCAGCAGUGGGGGUUAUUACAGAUACGACGACAUGCUGGUGGUUCCCAUCGUAGAAAACACUCCUGAAGAGAGAGACCUUAAAGAGCGAAUGGCAAGAGCCAUGGAAGAGUAUCCAGAUUCCUGCGCGGUCUUGGUUCGUCGGCAUGGAGUCUACGUCUGGGGAGACACUUGGGAGAAAGCAAAGACUAUGUGCGAGUGCUACGAUUACCUGUUCGACCUUGCGGUGCAGAUGAAACAGCUCGGUCUGGACCCCGCUGCUCUUCCGGCAGAAGAAAAUGGAAUAGUGUAGAGCAGUGUUUUCCAAACGGUGAGUCUCCAGCUGUUGCAAAACUACAACUCCCAGCAUGCCCGGACAGCCGAAGGCUGUCCGGGCAUGCUGGGAGUUGUAGUUUUGCAAAAGCUAGAGUCGCACUGUUGGGAAAAACAAACACUGGUGUAGAACACCUCGAAAGACGACUCCGACCCAUCGGCCCCCCAGGAAUAAUCUGGUGACGUCCCUCGCUCCUCUCACUCCUCACCGUGGUCCAUCACUGUGAUUUUAUUUGUAGUUUUGGAAUGUCCAGAAUUCGGCCUUCGCUUGUCUUUAGCCAUCUCUUACUAACACCAAGUGUCCUGUCCGAGACAGGGGCAGUGACAUUUUUAAUAAACUUUAAUAGAGGGA
Messenger RNA from Hyla sarda, 1464 nucleotides. It is a transcript of the gene APIP, whose product is annotated as APAF1 interacting protein. Gene Ontology annotation, molecular function: metal ion binding; methylthioribulose 1-phosphate dehydratase activity. Lineage: Eukaryota; Metazoa; Chordata; Amphibia; Anura; Hylidae. Gene Ontology annotation, cellular component: cytoplasm. The record is from RefSeq and is a predicted model, not a curated record. The transcript has 7 exons. Bases 373 to 1092 code for a protein of 239 amino acids.